Molecule: messenger RNA, 1508 nt
Organism: Scleropages formosus (Asian bonytongue)
Lineage: Eukaryota; Metazoa; Chordata; Actinopteri; Osteoglossiformes; Osteoglossidae
Gene: lypd6b
Product: LY6/PLAUR domain containing 6B
Exons: 4
Coding region: 650-1171 (173 amino acids)
Molecular function (GO): acetylcholine receptor regulator activity
Source: RefSeq, a predicted model, not a curated record
UUGUAAUUCUUGCAAUGACUGUACAGGUGGUCCUCGAGUUAUGACGGUGCGACUUGUGGCAGCCGUCCCAUCGGCAUUACUAUGUUAUCUUCAAGUCUCGACGCGUCUAGCAAGGGAGAAAGUGAGCGUUCUGGAAGUGCUGGAAAGAAAGCGCAAAAGAAGAGAUUUAGAAAUGACAGUUAAAAUUGUGGCACAGCAUGAAAAUAUAAUAAUUUACUGUAUUUAUACUAUUUUCGUUUACAUUUCCAUGUAUUCAUUUAGCAGACGCUUUUCUCCAAAGCGACGUACAUCUCAUAGAAAAUACGUGUUCAUUACAUUAGGACAUUAUUCAAUGUACUGUAAGUAUUAUUUUGUCGUGCAUAAAAUGGGAAAUGAGUGGAAAAAAUAUGACAAAGCCCUGUUAUACAAUGUAGCAUUCAGGCGUGUUAGUUAUUAUGUAUCAUUAUGGCUCAUAUGAGGCUCAAGGGGACAAAGUGGACUUACGGCGUGGUUGUUGGAACGGAACCCCUUCUUGAGCCCAAGGACCCCUGUCGCUGUUACGCCGAGUGUCUGAAUGCUGAAUUAUUUCACAGGCCCCGUUUCCCCAGCAGGUGAACACAUUUGUUGACCUUUGACCUUGCACUCUCUGGGCUCCUGGUGCUCUGGGACGAUGGCUCCGCCCACUGCGCUACGCCGCAUCGCCGUUCUCCAGCUCCUUCUGCUCUCGUCCAUCAGCGACGGGGGAGAUGCCGAAAACAUCAACUUCUACGAUGUGAGACCCCCCGUGGGCGCCACACCCUUCCCCCGGAGCUUCAAGUGCUUCACGUGUGAACACGCCUCGGACAACUACAGCUGCAACCGCUGGGCGGAGGACAAGUGGUGCCCCCGGGACACAGAUCUGUGCCUGACCAUGCACCGCUUCAGCCCCCACGGGAAGAGCCGCUCGGUGACCAAGCGCUGCGCCACCCUCGAGGACUGCCGAGCCGUGGGCUGCCGGCACCGCGGGAGCCUGGGUCACACGGAGUGCGUCUCGUGCUGCGAGGGCCUCGUCUGCAACGUGGACGUCCCAACCAACCGCAGCAACGCCGUUCUGGCACUGAGACACGCACGCGGCUCUUCGGAGUGUCCCGCGCACACCCCGUGCGUCCCGUCUGUCCUCGCCGUGACCCUGGCAGCGCUGGCGUUGUGGUGAGAGAGGAACAAAGUGAAACGGGCUCCCCCACGACUGCGAACAGGGCUCGGAGCGCAGACGUCCUGGUGAGAAUGGAUGGCGAAACUAAAGGGCUGUGAAACUCGACCGCGGUGGAUUGGCAGCCCAGCCGGCCGGAUGAACCACAGGAUGGAGACGCUACUGAUGGACUUCGGGUCCCAUCGCUUCUUCGUGCCACAAUAAGGAGAACCGGGUCCUUCUCUGCAAUGCAUAAUGAGGACAGAUUUCAAAGGAGACACAGUGGGACUGUGGGACAUAUCCCUUGAAUUUUUUUAAAGAGGUUUCGAUUGCAGCCCCAGCAAGCUCUAAUGAAGAGCAA